Fusarium sp. VM40 is the source of this 2016-nucleotide messenger RNA. NCBI's taxonomy places the organism in Eukaryota, Fungi, Ascomycota, Sordariomycetes, Hypocreales, Nectriaceae. The record is from the annotation of a GenBank genome assembly.
AUGAGCCUGGCUUGGAGCGUUGGCCGUGCCUGGAGUCGGCAAUGCCUCUCGCAAGCUGCGGCCCGCCCAUCAUGGCACAUACGCCGACCGAGAACAUCGCUGUAUAGUACAACUUUGACACCAACACUCCUCACAUCGCUUCGCGCCUACGCUACGUCGAAUAAUAAGCCUACGCCCGCCCAACUUGAGGCUCGAAUUGCCGCGAUUCCGAUCGAGCGAUACCGCAACUUUUGUAUCGUGGCGCAUAUCGACCAUGGGAAAAGUACCCUGAGCGAUCGACUGCUGGAAUACACGGGCACGAUAUCGGCUAGCGAUGCGAAUAAGCAAAUUCUCGACAAGCUGGAUGUUGAGCGCGAGCGUGGUAUUACUGUCAAGGCGCAGACAUGUACCAUGAUCCACAAGUACAAGGGCGAGGACUAUCUGCUGCAUCUUGUCGAUACGCCCGGCCAUGUGGAUUUCCGAGCCGAAGUUACGAGAUCGUAUGCCAGCUGUGGUGGUGCGCUGCUUCUAGUUGAUGCGUCGCAGGGUAUUCAGGCGCAGACAGUGUCCAACUUCCAUCUUGCGUUUGCACAGGAUCUAGCGCUUGUCCCCGUGGUCAACAAGAUCGAUAUGCCUGCUGCUGAUGUCCCUCGUGUGCUUCAGCAGAUCGAGGACAGUUUUGAGUUGGAUCCUAAAAGUGCGAUUCUGCUGAGUGCCAAGACGGGCAAGGGAGUGCCAGAUGUCCUGCCUGCGGUUAUUGAGCGGAUCCCCCAUCCUGUGGGUGACGAGAAGAAGCCGCUGAAGAUGAUGUUGGUGGACUCUUGGUAUGAUAACUUCCGUGGCGUUGUGCUCUUGGUCAGGUUGUUCGACGGCACGAUAAAGGCUGGCGAUAAUGUCAUUUCCAUGGGUACGGGUAUGAAGUACACUGUUGGCCAAGUAGGCAUUCAAUAUCCGCACGCCAUACCCCAACCGACCCUCAGCGCCGGGCAAGUCGGAUACGUCUACUUCAACCCAGGCAUGAAGAAGAUCCAAGACGCAAAGCUCGGCGACACAUUUACCUUUGUCGGCUCCGAAGACAAAGUCGAGCCUUACCCGGGCUUCGAGGAGCCCAAGCCCAUGGUCUUCGUGGCGGCAUUCCCCACAGACCAAAGUGACUACAGCCGUCUGGCCGACAGUAUCGGACAGCUUGUGCUGAACGACCGUAGCGUGACGCUGCAGAAGGACCACUCUGAGGCGCUGGGGGCUGGGUGGCGUUUGGGAUUCCUGGGCAGUUUGCACUGCUCUGUGUUCCAGGAUCGACUGAGACAGGAGCAUGGACGGAGUGUUAUCCUGACAGAACCGACUGUGCCGUCCAAGAUUAUUUGGCCAGAUGGAUCAGAGGAAGUGGUGUCGAAUCCGGCGCUGUUUCCUGAUACCAGUAAUCCAAAGGUCAAGCAGUCUAUGUUAUUUGAGCCCUAUGUGACGGCAACUGUCACCAUGCCUGAGGAGUAUCUCGGCAGAGUUAUUGAGCUCUGUGAGGCCAACCGUGGAGAGCAGAAGAGUUUAGAGUUCUUCCACACAACACAAGUUAUUCUACGAUAUGAGAUUCCAACAGCCCAAUUAGUUGAUGAUCUCUUUGGAAAGCUCAAGAGUGUUACCAAGGGCUAUGCCACGCUGGAUUACGAGGAUGCAGGUUGGAAGCAGAGUCAUCUGUCCAAGCUGCAACUUCUUGUGAACAGACAACCUGUUGAUGCUAUUUGCAAGGUUGUGCAUUCAUCGCAGGUUGAUCGUCUGGGGAAGCAGUGGGUGACUAAGUUCAAGGAACAUGUUGAUAGACAACAUUUUGAGGUUGUCAUCCAAGCUACAGCGGGCAACCGUAUCGUGGCCAGAGAAACCAUCAAGCCUUUCCGUAAGGAUGUGCUUGCCAAGCUUCACGCCGCUGAUGUAUCAAGAAGAAGGAAGUUGCUUGAGAAGCAAAAGGAAGGUAGAAAGAGGUUGCGUGCCGUGGGUAAUGUCAUCAUUGACCAGUCCGCUUUUCAAAGUUUCAUGUCGAGAUGA